Messenger RNA from Styela clava, 1211 nucleotides. RefSeq lists its product as uncharacterized. Lineage: Eukaryota; Metazoa; Chordata; Ascidiacea; Stolidobranchia; Styelidae. The record is from RefSeq and is a predicted model, not a curated record.
CAAAGCAGAGAUUGUCGCAGAAGAUAUUCGGCAUUUAUUCAGAAACUGCAUCCGCCUGAGCAAGUAUGAACGUCUACCAGGCCAUUUUCCUUCUUGGGGUCGUUGUGAUUGGAACUUCUGCUCGGGAAAACACUUGUGCCACCACUGAGAUAUGUUACGACCCUGCUACAUCAAGAAUGAAAGCUGAAUGGAGUGGAAUCAAUUUUGGGCUUGAGCCAAAGAACCCACCUCCAGGGCCACCCGGCCCAAGGGGAGAUAAAGGAAUAAGAGGGCCGCGUGGUUUUAGAGGGGACAAUGGGAAAGAUGGAAAAGCGGGAGUCCCUGGAGAUAUCGGCCCACCAGGGCCACCCGGUGCCCCAGGAGAAAGUCCGAGUGAUGAAGACAUAAUAACGAUGGUCUCGAAUGUUUUGGCAGCGAUGCCUCUGUCCGAACCAGAAGAAGAUAUCACAGUUAAUGCUACUGUAGAAGCACGCAUUGCAAAGUUGGAAAAACAGAUGCGAACUCUUAUUCGCGAGAAUGUACCAGGAGAAAAACCAAGUACAAAGCCAGGAGUCGGACCAUUUCAACCUGAAAAGAAAAUUGACAUAUUUGGUUGGGUGAGCGCCCCAAAUGGGUAUCAGUACUGGAUUAGUGGGAACGUGAAUUACGAAGGAGCAAAGACGGUUUGCGGCGAAAAAUUAGCUUCAGUCGCCACUGUUGGUAUUAGAGAUCAAAAAACUCGAAAAUAUCUAAUUGAAAAUCUCAUCAAGAAACGAGCGGUCGCAGUAUGGAUUGGUUUGGAUGACCUGAAGGAAGAAGGGGAGUGGAUGUGGCAAGAUGGUGUACUGUCAACAUCAUUUAAUACUGACUGGUUUGAUGGACAACCAGACGAUUAUCAACAACGAGAAGAUUGUGCAGUUAUUCAAGAUAGAAAUGGAAAGAUACAUGAUAGUAGAUGUACAUAUGACCAAAGAGCUUUGUGUGAAAGAUAAACUAUUUGUCACAUAAAGUUUUAAACCACAUCUCUACCCCUGCGAAUUCGUUAUUGCCACAUAAAUUGCUUCGUUUUUUGACUGGGCCUAAUUGCCGUUAAAUUAACAAACACAACUCAAUGAAUCGGCUCAUUCUCAUUAGAGUUCUAGAUAUAGCACAACAUAUUAUAGUCAUACUGCAUGAAAAGUUAUGAACAAAAAUAAAAAAAUAUUAUAUAACCAUUUGUAUGCGUGUUAUGU